Brienomyrus brachyistius is the source of this 2701-nucleotide messenger RNA. It is a transcript of the gene naxd, whose product is annotated as NAD(P)HX dehydratase. The transcript is spliced from 11 exons. The record is from RefSeq and is a predicted model, not a curated record. NCBI's taxonomy places the organism in Eukaryota, Metazoa, Chordata, Actinopteri, Osteoglossiformes, Mormyridae. Bases 401 to 2191 code for a protein of 596 amino acids. Gene Ontology annotation, biological process: metabolite repair. Gene Ontology annotation, molecular function: ATP-dependent NAD(P)H-hydrate dehydratase activity.
GAUUCCAAGUGUCCACUGAGGCGAGUCCGGAAAGCACACUGAUCCCCAUGAUGAAGCACGCAGAUCUCGGUGACGCGCUGCCUUGUGACGGUGACGCGCACACUGGUCUCGGUGACGAUUACGCGCGUCUCGGUGAGUCUGCUGUGGACAGAUGAUGCUCCGUUUAGCGGUGCUUUAAUCCUCGGCUUGGAUGAAUUUGGUCUAAGGAAAAUUAUCUCUUUAUUAUGCCGCAUGAAUGUUCGUGACAACGCGAACUGCUCCGUUCGAUGAAUCCCGCUGCGUCCGGGUCGAUUUGGAGAAGGCCGGUGGGUGCCGGUAUGUAGGAGCGGGGACUGCGUCCAGCGCGACCCCGGGCUGGUAAUCCGCUUUCGCCCCUAGCCGAACGCAUUUCUGCUGCAACAUGCUGGCGAACACACGGGGCUUUUUGUGGUCUGACGUGGAGACCAGAGCCUUGCUGAACAUCUGGGGUGAGCAGGACGUGCAGAUGGCGCUGGACGGAAACUUCCGCAACAGUCACGUUUACCGCGACGUGGCCGGCCGCCUGGGGGAGAUGGGCUUCGACCGGACGCCGGAGCAGUGCCGCAUUCGCGUCAAGAGCCUCAAGAGACAGUACUACCAAGCCAAGGAGGGCACUAGAAGGAACGGCCACUGUCACAAGAUCUGCAAGUUUUAUGACGAGAUGGAGAGGAUUUUGAGUAGCCGACCUCAAAUGGAGACGCAGGAUGGCGUGGCCACAGGAGACGAGCCCCUAGACGGCAUGGAGGAGGAAGGAGAUGGCACAGAGCCUGCACAGGAGACCUUGGUGGAGCGUGCAGGCGAAUCAUCCUACACUCAGCCCGCUGUGAAGGUGGAAUACCCAGCAUUCCCCAUCCCAGUGACAGUGAACAGCGGCGCGUCAGUAAGGCAGCCUGGUGCCCAGGCCUCUUUGGGCAGCCCGUCCUCCAGCCGGCCCAGGAGGUCGCGGAAGUGUCAUGCCAGCCUGCCUCUGGACAAGCUCCUGGAACGCUUCCUGGAGCACAGCGUGGAGGCCGAGGAGAACUUCCACAAGCAGGAGGAGCAGCGGCAGCAGCUGGAGGAGCGGCGCCGGGAGGCGGAACACGCACGUGAGCUGCACAUGCUCCAGAUGUUGGGCCAGAUGUUCAGCGGGAUGGUCACACCCAGCCCCACCCCCACGCCACAGGCCUGCCCCCAGCGUCACGCUGACCAGCAGCCUUGUGGAAACCGAGGGGCCGUCCCAGCCCGUCCGCUAGUUAUUGAGCGUUCAUUUUCCGUGGGAGGCACCACGCAGAGGAACAUGGACAGCAUCCUGCCUCUUGUGAAGAGCAUCAUUCCCCCGCUGAUGCCUAGGAAGCACAAGGGCCAGGAUGGGCGCAUCGGCAUCGUCGGAGGAUGUCAAGAGUAUACAGGGGCUCCGUACUUUGCAGCGAUCUCUGCAUUGAAAGUGGGGGCGGACCUGUCUCAUGUGUUUUGUACCAAAGAUGCUGCCACUGUGAUCAAGUCCUACAGUCCCGAGCUGAUUGUGCAUCCAGUUCUAGACGGCCCUGAUGCGGUGGAGGAGGUGGAGAAAUGGCUGCCUAGGCUACACAGCGUUGUCGUCGGACCUGGUUUAGGCAGGGACGAUAAGCUCCUUAAGAAUGCCAAGGAUAUCAUAGAAAAAUCAAAAGCAAGAGGUAUUCCUGUUGUUAUCGACGCAGAUGGACUUUGGCUUGUUGCCCAACAACCAGCUGUCAUCCAUGGCUACCCAAAAGCCAUCCUCACACCCAACUUCAUGGAGUUCAGGCGACUCUAUGAAGCAACGCACCAUGAGCCGCUGGACAGCAGUGACAUCCAGAGGUCUGCUCUCCAGCUCAGUGUGGCCAUGGGGAACCUGACGGUGGUGCUUAAAGGAGAGGAGGACAUCAUCACCAAUGGGAACAGCGUGAUGGUGUGCAGUCAGGAGGGCAGCAGUCGGCGCUGUGGUGGACAGGGUGACCUUCUCUCUGGCUCCCUGGGGGUCCUGGCACACUGGGCCUACUCAUCAACAGCAGAAGCCACCAAGGGCACGAGCCCAGCAAUGGUGGCCGCCUUCGGGGCCUGCACCCUCACGAGGCAGUGUAACCGGCAGGCGUUCCACAAGCACGGCCGCUCCAUGACCACGUCGGACAUGCUGCCGGAGAUCGGGAGCGCCUUCCGGAAGCUCUUUGAGAGCUGAGGUCAUCACCGGUGGAUCUGCUGAAGGCACCUCCAAGGCAGAAACCCCUUAGCUUGUGGACUUUGUGAAUAUCUUAAUAAAAUCAUUUGGAGAACUGCAAAGGUACCAUAACCUUCAGACCAAAAUGACCAGGUUUCACAGACGUAACACAGCACCUACAGCAAACAAAGAAGCCAUAUUACCCUGUACCCCAGAGAGAGGUUUUCUGAUUAAGUGCCUCAUGAUUUAUAGACCAAAAUGACCAGCAUUUCAUUACACUAUCCAUUAAAUGCAGAGUGGAUUAUGCCUAAAUGAUAAGAAGCAGCAGUUAUGGCAAACUCCUGCACUACAUGGACACACAGGAAUAGAGCAGGUGACAUAUAACCUGCGGCAUUCUUGGUAAGUUCCCGAGGUUGACCUUUAUCACCCAACCUUUGCAGUUGUCCUAUGGAUGGCAAGAGAAUGUAGCUCACACUGUAAUUCUACCAGUUUGUUAACACUUAGUUUAAAAAGAUUAAAAGGCUUGUAUGA